Striga asiatica is the source of this 354-nucleotide messenger RNA. The record is from the annotation of a GenBank genome assembly. NCBI's taxonomy places the organism in Eukaryota, Viridiplantae, Streptophyta, Magnoliopsida, Lamiales, Orobanchaceae.
AUGGAGGAAUCUGAACGAGUUGUGGUUUUUCGAUCUGCAAGUGAUUUGUCUCAUAGUGAUUAUAUGGGUGUUGGUGAAUUUGAAGUGUCGAAAAAUCUUGACUCGAGUGGUUUGGAUAAGUUGAAAGUUCGCCGUCGCCUUCAGACGACCACCGCGCACGACCCUCUUGUUCCGCGACACUCCACCGACCACGUCACUCAACCACCACACCCGACCACCGCGCGCGACCGUCCUGUUCCCGAUGACAACCGCCGCCGCCGCCCUACCAAAACAAUCCGGCUAGUCACGCUGAACGACCGUCGACCGCCGCCUUCUCUGUCCAGGUUCACGACUGUUGACCACCGUACGCCGUGA